GGCAGAGAAGCGGGUUCCCCUGGCGUCGUUAACCAUGUCGGGUAGAAAGCCCAGGUCUGUGGCAAACCCCCUGGAGUCUGCGAUCACCACACCGAGUGAGAGGAUACUGAAGGAGUGCCACAAUCUGUAUGUGGACAGCGAAAACGGCUUGGUAAAAAUUGCCAGCAGCCUGGGAGUCCGUCUUCUGCCUCCCAGAAAGAAGAUCAUCGUGAUGAUAAUGGGUAACCACUCUGCAGGAAAGAGCUCCUUCAUUAACUGGUAUGUUGAAGAGCACAUUCAGAAAACUGGGGUGGCCAUCGAAACGCAGGGGUUUACCUUCAUCACAAGUGGACGCAAAAGAGAAUCUCUGACGGGGAAUGCAACGCUGCAUCUCUAUCCUCACUUUCGACCGCUCCUGGAGUUCAAAGGUGUUACUGACUACCUAUCUGCUGAGAUCUCCACCUCCAAGCAGAAGAAAUUCAGCCUGGUGACUUUCGUGGACACUCCGGGUUUGGUGGACGGGGACAUGAUCUACCCUUUUGAUGUGAAUAGUGCCAUCACUUGGUUGGGAGAACAGGCAGACCUGAUAUUUGUGUUCUUUGACCCGAUGGGCCAAGCGCUUUGCAAACGCACGCUCAACAUUGUGGAGAAGCUGAGCCAAAAAUGCGCAGACAAGCUGUUGUUCUACCUCAGCAAGGCAGAUGAAGCUGGGAAGGAGACAGACAGACAGAGAGUGAUGAUGCAGAUAGUCCAAGAACUGUGCCGCCGUCCAGGUCUUAACAAAUGUGGCUUUGAGAUGCCAACAAUAUACAUCCCGAACCCACAGAAGCCGAGCAGGUGUGUGAACCAGAUCGAUGGCGUUUGUCAGACCAUCGAGAAGACCAUUAACCAGGCUGUUCAGAAGACACUGAAUCAGCUGGAGAAAGAUUCUGACCUUAUUUGUUCCACUAUCAGCAGCAGACUAGAGCAGGACAGGGCUGAUGUGGCUUGCAACAAAAGCAUCCGUCUUCAUUCAUUCCUGUGCGGUGCUUUGGGUGUUUUCCUGCCUUUACUCUUCAUCCUCAGUUUUAUUGUGAGCACCUUAUCCAAAGAGCAGCUGGAGGAGCUGUUGGGUGAAGGUGCAACUCGAACCAUCACUAUCUUCACAGGAAUAGUGAUGUAUUUAUGGGACUGGAUACCUGAAGAUGGGCAAGUAGUCUUUGUCAUCAUUUUUGGGGCUUUUUGCUACCUCCUGCUUUUCCUGGCAAAGUAUUUUGCAGGCCGGAGGAAUAAGACUCUGACGAAGAAGGAGAAGAGGACGAUGACAGAGUACAAUGAUUACAUCCAAGAUAUCGUCAAGACUAAGAAGAGUAAAUUAUAUGAAUGGUACCUCCAGCAGUGUGCAGCAGAAUAUGACCUCUGACCCUGGGUAAGCCGAAGACACUUUGCACCAGUACCUGUAAGCUCGCAGGUGUAAGCUCUAAAUCAGCCGAGAUCACUGCCAGCAAUUAUCAUCUCAGCAGCUGAUUUUAAAAGUGCCUUUAUUACUAAUUAUUGGAGAAGCUAUGAUUGUAGUCGUUUAAUGAAAGUCAGACUGUGACUGGAUUUUUUUUUUUUUAUAGUCUAUGGGUAAUUAUUGCGAGAAAAAUAUGAAAUGUUUACAAAUUACAAAUUUUGAACUUGGGGCUGCCUUUACCAGAAAACACAUUUUCACAGUGUCCUCUAUAAAGUUAGUUCUCAUUGUUGUCAUGUGAUCGGUCUUUAUAUCGCACUACACUGUCCUGAGCACAGUGUUACCAGAAUGUGUUUUAAGCAAUAGCUACAAUAACCAAUGCUGUGAUUAAAGCCUGGGCAUUAUAGUUGGACAUCUGAUAAAAACAUGUUUAUUGCGUUGAAUCCUUCUCUUGCUUCCAAAGAGCCAAUCACUUAUUUUUAUAAAUAAAUCGUUGUCGUGUAAUCAUUGUUAGAUGUUCCACAGACUUUCAGUACAGCACAGUACGGUGGCCUAGAGCAGCAAAAAGAAACAUUUGACGGGAAAGUUGGUGACAACAUUUCUUGUUUGUGACCGGAUAAAAUUCAAGUUCCUGGGAACAGGUUGACUCUAUCAUUAUACGAGCAUGUUUGCCCUACCCCCUGUAGAAACACAAUAUUCCCAUUGUUCAAACCAACAGAGGAUAUUGUAUAUUUUGGCCUUGUGUCACCAUUGUAAUGAUUUAUAUGAUCCAGUCAAAAGGCUGGAUUGGCCUUUUGUUCCCGCCUUACGUUCCUGUCCGCUCUCUACUCUUCUAUCAAAUAGAGGCUAUAAAAAUGCCACCUAGAAAUCCUUGCUGAGGAUCUGCUUUAGCUGCGAAUGGUCCCAUGGUGGGGAUUGUAGCUCUCAGCAUAACACAACCUCAUCUCUUUGACCAUAUUUCUUUUAAGUGGGCCUCAGGGCUUUCAAGUAAGGUUUUUAUAUAAGAGUAGCAUAGAAGCUGGAAAUCUCUCCCGACUGUAGCCGGCGAACUUGAUUUUGUCCAGUCACAAUAAAAAAUGUUGCCCCAACGCUUCUGAGAAAGGUGAGUUUUAUUUUUUUUUUUGUAAUGUUUUUUGUUUGUUUGUUUGAAGUUUCAUUUAGUUCUUGUUGUAGUUUUUGUUGUGUUUUGCACCUCAGGGACACCAUAGUACAGUGCGCUGUCAGGUACCUCUUACUUGUGUUAAUAAGCACUGAAUCCUGCCGGUCCGUUAUUGAUAGAUGUAACUAGUGACACCAUAUAUUGCCUUCACCACACUGUUUGUAGAUGUAUUUAUCAGUGUUGACAGAUGUCAACAUGUGAGGUGCUUUUUCUUAGAGAUGCACUGAUCCAAUGCUCUACAUUACCAUUAGAGCUGCUUUUGAGGUUUUCUUUUUUUUAAUUGCAGUGACUGAUAUAAAUAAACCUCUAACAUUAGUGAGCAGGUUAAUCGGUCACAUGAAGAUGGUUAUCAGCUCGAUAAGUUAACUCACAAUUUUUCUACAUGGCUACGAAUGUGUUUACAUGAACUGCAUCUGCUCAAUCUGUAACAGCAGAUCUGUCCGUUUUAUAGGCUGAUUUUACAAUGGGAGGUAAAACUAUAAUAUUAGAACAAUAUGAAGCAGUCAAACACACACAACACUGGCUGAAAGCAGAGUGUGUGUACGUAAUAGAAAGAUUAUAUUAUUAAAAGGCACUUUGUGAAGAAUUUUGGUCAGUAAGACUGGAAAAGCACUACUACAUUAAUAAAGCCUGGCCGAUUGAAAGCCAGAAAGGAAAGUUGGUAUAAAUGCUGACUGUGUAAGUCAACAGACAUACUAGCAUUACAGCUCUAUCACGAAUAAACAGCCACAGUAAAUUGUGGAUGAGAUGCGUGUAAGGCAAUUGUUGCCUUACUCUUUCAGCUGCAGAAAAAAUAUGAAAAACAGGUCAAAUAUAGGUCUAACUUAGCUGCAAAUGAGGUCCACAUGCACAAAUAUGUGCCCUGUUUUAGCAUCCUAUAUGAAGGAGUCUAUAUCUAUAUUCCUUAUUGAUGCUAAUGACAGAAAAACUUACUCUUCCAGGAAUGGUGAUACUAUUUUCUGCUCCAGAGCAGAUUAGCUGUCUGGCAUAAGUUUCUAUGGUUAUAUAUCCCAGAAAGAUGUGAACUGCCUUUGUAAUCCACAAAACCCAGGCCUAAACUUGAAGUUACCUGGCUAAGAUGAAAUCUUGCUUCAUAAUACAUGAUGCACUGAAAGAGUUGGUGGCAAAAGCACUGAGUUGACAUUUCAGAAUUUUUAUCAGAAUAGAGAAGUUGGAUCGGUGCAUCCUUACUUUUAUCCAAGCCUCCAGGCUAUUGGCAAUAUAGUUGUGGACACUCCCAGUUUGUUUGUUUUUUAAUGUUAGAUGGCUCACAAUUCAGAUUUUUUAUAUAUAUAGUUGUGAAACUUCAUUUAUAAAUUCUGUGAAAUGUUUGUGCUACUGCAUGAAAUCUAGACUCAAGUGAUUUCAUCUAUAUUUUUAAUAACCAUGAAUCAAAGAAUGAAAUCUGUCAAGAAAAACAUGCAAAAACUACGCUCUGUCACCUCUUUGGAAAUCAUUAAACAUUUUUUUUAAACCUGUUACACUUUUUUUUUUUCCAGUUAAUACAGUCAAGAACAGACAUGCAAAUAACAAGUAGAAUAACAUGAAAAAUAAAAUGUAACAUAAAGCA
Molecule: messenger RNA, 4140 nt
Organism: Maylandia zebra (zebra mbuna)
Lineage: Eukaryota; Metazoa; Chordata; Actinopteri; Cichliformes; Cichlidae
Molecular function (GO): GTPase activity
Source: RefSeq, a predicted model, not a curated record